AUGGGACUGAAUAACGAGCCGGUCAUUUUGGAGGAGGCGGAGGUCAAGGAUCAGAAGGGAAAUGUCAUUUCAACUGAAGUCCUUAAAGAUUUGGUGGCAAAAGCCAAGCUCAACCUAGAAAAAUCUUACUGUAGCUACUCCAAGUUCCAUGUUGGCGCCAGCCUUCUCACAGUCCACGGUCAAUUCGAUGGCGUCAAUGUAGAAAAUGCUUCUUACGGAUUAACGAUCUGUGCUGAGCGCUCGGCCAUGUGUUCUGCCAUUUCCCAGUUUGGAAAGCACGAAUUCAGAGCUAUUGCCAUUGCAACAACGAGUCCAAAAGACGACUGGCCUUCUCCCUGUGGCGCUUGCAGACAAUUUCUCGUCGAAUUCGGCGAUUUUCCGGUGAUUCUUUCAAACAACUUCAACGAAAAAGUGAAAAUUAUCAAAACAAAAGAGCUUCUUCCGAACUGCUUCUGCCCCGACGACAUGUAA
Messenger RNA from Oikopleura dioica, 471 nucleotides. Lineage: Eukaryota; Metazoa; Chordata; Appendicularia; Copelata; Oikopleuridae. The record is from the annotation of a GenBank genome assembly.